Cadophora gregata is the source of this 2256-nucleotide messenger RNA. RefSeq names its product Chromatin structure remodeling complex protein sfh1 (gene SFH1). The record is from RefSeq and is a predicted model, not a curated record. The transcript is spliced from 2 exons. Bases 206 to 2002 code for a protein of 598 amino acids. Gene Ontology annotation, molecular function: transcription coregulator activity; zinc ion binding. Lineage: Eukaryota; Fungi; Ascomycota; Leotiomycetes; Helotiales; Ploettnerulaceae. Gene Ontology annotation, cellular component: RSC-type complex; nuclear chromosome; nucleus. Gene Ontology annotation, biological process: chromatin remodeling; regulation of transcription by RNA polymerase II.
ACUAGACAGGGUGCAAUCGGCACGACUUCUUUUACGCAUCAUUCAGCUUGCGCAAGGCUCUCCUUGGAUCGCGCGCCCUCACGGUAUUCUCAGAAUUACUUUUCGAGCAUUGCGCCUUGAACUGUGAUCCGACGCGCAUUCAACCUCCCUUCUCAUCAGCACUUGAUAUCUUGGACUGGGCAUGUUCUAAACAUCCCACAUCAACAUGGCAUCCGAGAAUCCUCAAAAUCCGCCCCAAUCGUUCAUCUCCAGCUAUGCUCCGCGAUUGCGCACCUACAACAACGGCCUUCUCACCCCGGUGAUCCAACCUGUGACAGCUCUUGCAGCACCCUCAGCAAGGACAACCAAAAGAGGCACGACUGCAAUCAACUAUGCGGAGGAUGGAUACGACGAUUAUGAUGACGAUGACGAUGAUAGUAGAAGAAGACCUACAGGAUUGAGGAGUAUAAGGAGAGAAGAUCUGGCUCAAGCAAAGCAAGAUCUCAGCGAGAAGGUGGGAAUUAAAGCAACAGCACCUGUUGAAGUUCAAGGAAUAUGGAGAGACUGGAUGGGAAAGACGAGGAACGCGAAGUCAGAUCUCCAGAAUUAUGCUCAAGCGUCACUGCCGUUGACUUUGAUCCCAAUCCGAAUCGACCUCGACAUACCAGCCUUUAUUCCGCCUGCACCUCUCCCAGCUCCCAUCGGCGUCCCAUACGGAAAGAUUGAUACUUCCCUCCCAAUAUACAGACAGCAAGAAACGACAGUACCAUACCGCCUCAAGGAUACAUUUUUAUGGAAUCUGCACGAGACUUUGAUUACGACAGAUCAAUUUGCUCAGUGUAUGGUCCAGGAUCUCGAUCUUCCAAAUCGGGGGGCCAUGGCAGCUGAAAUUGGCAAACAAAUCCGUACGCAGCUUGAGGAAUAUGCUGGUGUUGCCCUUCAUCCUCUUUUCUAUUCAUCACAAAGCGAAACCAGUACCGGAGUCGUGACGACCAUGAAGCCAGUCCUCGUUUCGCGAGGUGCGUCGGGGACACCUGCAAGUGGAAUUGCUACACCUGUGCAAAACGGCGAUGGUCAACUAAAUGGUGUCUCUACCCCAACAAUACCUACCGAAACCAAGGUCCUUGAAAACGGUAUCACAGCUACGGCGACUGCGAUCGGAUCUGGAUCUGACGACUUCAAUCCAGACGAUACCUACCGAUGCAUCAUAAACUUGAAUGUCAACCUCGAAAACUGGCUGUAUACGGACAAGUUUGAAUGGUCUCUUCUACACCCUCCUGGAACGGCUGAGAUUUUCGCAAAGCAGACCUGUGCUGAUAUUGGACUUCCUGCCGAGUGGGUACCGGUAAUAGCCCAUGCGAUCUAUGAAGCUGCUCUGCGCGUCAAGAAGGACGCAUGUGAGAGCGGUGGACUUGUGGGUGGAAUUGCUGGUGAGAUACCCAACGAUGCAGCGCACGGAGCCGAGGCUGGAUGGAGAUAUGACCACGAGACUCUCGCAGAAGAAUGGGAACCAAAGAUUGAGGAGCUAACGAAGGAGGAAAUUGAGAAGCGUGAAGGAGAUAGAGAGAGGCAAAUUAGGAGAGUACGACGUGAGACCGCAAGAUUUUCGUCAACUGCCAUGUUGGUUGGAGGCACACCCCAAACCGAAAACAGGGGGUACUUCGACGCAGAUGCAGGAGAGGAACGUAUGGGCAGAGGCGAGCGAAGCAAGAAGAAGCGCAGAUUCAGGAGUUUGAGUCCGCUUGGGAGGUCUGGAACUCCAGGAGGAAGAGGAACACCAGAUGUUGGAGGCGGCAUACCAGCCUAUGGUGGGGCUGGAUCUCUCACAGAGUACGAACGUUCUAUGUGGAGAUGCAAGCAUUGCCAAAUUUGGGGCAGCUCAGUCUGGGCUGUCAGGGAUGGUCCUCAUGGUCCGAAGACACUCUGUAAUAACUGUGGUUAUAUCUAUGAGCGAGAUCGCAAGCUUCCAAAAUGGGCGAAGGAUCUGCACAGGACCGAUUUAUCCACUGCUCAAUACCGAUAAGCGCAACUGCAUCUACUCUGGCGUUGGCGAUAUCAUGACAGGUCUGAAAUUUCACAACAUCGAAUCGGACCUCAUAUUUCUUUGGCUUGUAAUAUGUACGGCGUAUUUGGAGUCACAGAUGGAGGCAUAUCACGUAUCUUACGUGCGAUCAAUGAACGGCAAUGGUGUGGGGAUAGAGUGUCGCUAUGUAUGUGUACGAUAGCUAAGCCUCUGUGAUCAGCUCGGCUUUCGAAGAAUAAAAAGCAUUAAUCUCA